Molecule: messenger RNA, 2138 nt
Organism: Sinocyclocheilus grahami
Lineage: Eukaryota; Metazoa; Chordata; Actinopteri; Cypriniformes; Cyprinidae
Product: L-threonine 3-dehydrogenase, mitochondrial-like
Exons: 9
Coding region: 136-1263 (375 amino acids)
Biological process (GO): L-threonine catabolic process
Molecular function (GO): L-threonine 3-dehydrogenase activity
Source: RefSeq, a predicted model, not a curated record
CUGAUGCAAUACUGGAAGAUUCUGAAUGAAGCAUCAGUGACGGAAAACCAGAUCAAGAAAGCUGCUCACGUCGCCCAGAAAAACACGUUUUCUGCCUAAUCUCUGAAUCGUAUUCUAGUCAAUAGGUAACUGAGCAUGCCAGUCGUCAGAGCCCUUAGUAAGGUGGCAAAGCAGGCCCUGCUGGCCCCUGCGUGUGGAUGUCAGCCUCUGACGGUGGCGAUACGCUACAUCAGCUUCUCCCCGCGCCAGGUCACCUCUGGAUCUGAUGCCAGCUUUCAUUCUGUGUCCUUCUCUGAAACCGACCACCCCAAAGUUCUCAUCACGGGUGGCCUCGGGCAACUAGGGGUUGGGCUUGCUAAACUAUUAAGGAAGCGAUUUGGAAAAAACAAUGUGAUCCUCUCAGAUAUCAGGAAACCACCAAGCAAUGUCUUUCACAGUGGCCCCUUUAUCUACUCUGACAUUCUGGACUACAAGAACUUGCGAGAGAUUGUAGUAAAUAACAGGAUCACCUGGUUAGUGCAUUACAGUGCUCUUCUAAGUGCUGUUGGGGAGGCUAAUGUGCCACUGGCACGAGCAGUCAACAUCACAGGACUACACAACAUCCUAGACAUUGCAGCAGAACACGGGCUUCGGCUCUUUGUGCCCAGUACAAUUGGUGCCUUCGGACCAACUUCACCUCGAAAUCCCACUCCUGACCUUUGUGUGCAGAGACCACGCACUAUAUAUGGCGUCUCUAAAGUCCAUGCAGAGCUUAUGGGGGAGUACUACCAUCACCGAUAUGGCCUUGACUUCCGCUGUCUGCGGUACCCUGGCAUCAUCUCUGCAGACUCACAGCCGGGCGGUGGCACGACAGACUACGCCGUGCAGAUUUUCCACGACGCCGUCAAGACCAGCAAUUUUGAGUGCAACUUAAAACCAGACACAAGGCUGCCCAUGAUGUACAUUGAUGACUGUUUGCGGGCCACCCUGGAGGUGAUGGAGGCACCGGCGGAAUCGCUCAGUAUGCGCACCUACAACAUCAAUGCCAUGAGCUUCACUCCAGAGGAACUUGCAAACGAGGUCCAAAAACAGCUGCCUGAUCUUCAGGUCACAUAUGAGAUUGACUCUGUACGACAGGCUAUAGCUGACAGUUGGCCCAUGAACUUUGAUGACAGCAACGCACGCAAUGACUGGGGCUGGAAGCACGACUAUGAUCUGCCAGAGUUGGUCCAGACGAUGCUCAACUUCAUCGGCUCAGACUCCCGCAUUGCCCAGGCCAACUGAGGCUGCUCAUGAACACUGAAAAUCUGUAUAUUUCAUAAAGAUUUAUAGUGACGCAGAAGAGAGAUCAGUGUUCUGUAAAUAGUCAUAUUCCUUUUCUCUUUUGUGUCAUCUAUAUGUAUAAUUGCAAAUUAUACAAAGAGGUCAGGGUGGAAAACCGUCAGAGUUAGUUAUUUUGAAAGCUAAAUGAAAGGAAUGGAUUUAAACCUGACGUGAUCCUCUUGUGCUUCGCAUUUAGUGAAAAAGGAUAAUUAUGUCUCCAGGAAAAAUAAACCAAACAAACAUGAAUGUCCAAAAAUGAACAUGGCAGAUCCUAAAAUGUAGCUUCCCAAAUUUUACUAUCUGAUUUUUUUUUUUUUAAAUAGAAAUAAUUUUACUGUACUUUUUGUAGAAGAACACAAUAUAUGAGAGAAAAGGCUGAUGGCCGAGUUCAGACUAAUAGGAAUGAAAGCUAGGAAUUGUUACAGCAGCUUUAACCCAUUCUAAAAUAAACAGACAAAGAUUCUGGUUUAAACAGGGUGGGACUCGGAUGUAGGUCCUCAGGGAAAGUGAGGGUCGUCAUGAAUGACGUUAUCGUAUCCCUUUUGGUUGCUUUUCCUCUCUUGUGCACUAUUUAUUCAGACUGCUCGCAAAUGAAAUGCAAGAUUUGGUCUUGCUUCACAUGUUUGCUGUAUACUUUAAUAAGGUCAUUUUUUUUUAAUGCAAUUUUUGUCAUAUAUUGCAUUUGCCUGUAAAUGUUUUCCCACAGAGAAUAUAUUAUCCCAUAUGAAAGGGGAGAGUGGGAAGCAAAUUUAAAUUAUUUUUAGUUAAGCUUUGCAUCCACAUCUUUUGUUCUUUUGAUCACAAAACUUGUGUCAAUAAAGCUUUUUUAUCUGUAA